This is a messenger RNA of Sordaria macrospora k-hell, 744 nucleotides long. RefSeq lists its product as uncharacterized. The record is from RefSeq and is a predicted model, not a curated record. Gene Ontology annotation, biological process: N-terminal protein amino acid methylation. Lineage: Eukaryota; Fungi; Ascomycota; Sordariomycetes; Sordariales; Sordariaceae. Gene Ontology annotation, molecular function: N-terminal protein N-methyltransferase activity. Gene Ontology annotation, cellular component: cytoplasm.
AUGUCAUACACAAGCGAAAAUGACCACUCCGGCACCGGCCAAGACGCCUUCAUCUCCAAAGACCACGGCCUCGCCUACUGGGAAUCCAUCUCUGCCGACGAGAACGGCAUGCUGGGCGGGAUCCCCAGCGUCGCCGGCUUCGCCAACACGUCCAAGAUUGACCUGCAGGGCUCUCGUAAUUUCCUCGCCAAGUUCGGCAUCGGGUCCAGGUCCAAGUCCAAGUCCACACCGGGGCUGCGGCAGUGCAAGCGCAUCAUCGAGGGCGGGGCGGGCGUGGGACGGAUCACGGAGGGAUUGUUGACUGAACUACUACUGGAUGAGGACGGAAAAGUGGAUGUGAUCGAGCCGAUUGCCAAGUUCACGGCCAAGCUGCAGGGCAAAAAGGGCGUGGGGAAGGUGUACGUGAUGGGGCUGGAGGAGUGGGCGCCUGAGUUUCAGUACGAUUUGGUGUGGACGCAGUGGUGCGUCGGGCACUUGACGGACGAGCAGCUGGUGGAAUACCUCAAGAGGUGCAAGAGCGUGCUGGCGGAGGAUGGGCUGAUUGUGAUCAAGGAGAACACGACGGUGAUGGGGCACGAUGAGUUUGAUGAGGAGGAUAGUAGUGUUACGAGAGGCGAGACGACAUUCCAGAAUAUCUUCCAAAAGGCUGGGUUGAGGGUUGUCAAGGCCGAGUUCCAAAAGGGAUUCCCCCAGACGAAGACUAUGAAACUUCUUCCGGUGCGGAUGUACGCUUUGAAGCCUUAG